Messenger RNA from Rhodofomes roseus, 1206 nucleotides. RefSeq names its product major facilitator superfamily domain-containing protein. Gene Ontology annotation, molecular function: transmembrane transporter activity. The record is from RefSeq and is a predicted model, not a curated record. Gene Ontology annotation, cellular component: fungal-type vacuole membrane. The coding region runs from base 1 to 1206 and encodes 401 amino acids. NCBI's taxonomy places the organism in Eukaryota, Fungi, Basidiomycota, Agaricomycetes, Polyporales, Fomitopsidaceae. The transcript has 9 exons. Gene Ontology annotation, biological process: transmembrane transport.
AUGGCCGCACAGGAAAUUUCAAUACCUGACGGUGGAAUGCAGGCCUGGUUGUCAGUUCUUGGCGGAUGGCUUGUGUCUUUCUGCACCUUUGGCUUUGCAAGCUCAUUUGGUGUAUUCGAAGCCUACUAUGUCAACACGGGCACGUCGUCCUCGUCCAACAUUAGUUGGAUCGGGUCGCUUCAGUUUUUCUUCCUAUUUGCUAUGGGCCUUCCCGCAGGAAAGCUCUUCGAUGAGGGCUACUACCGCUUCGAGCUAGCGUUCGGUUCUUUUCUUGUGGUGUUUUGCAUCAUGAUGCUGUCACUCGCCGACCCAACCAAGUACUACCAACUCAUUUUGGCUCAAGGAAUCGGUAUCGGAAUAGGCUCUGGACUUCUCUUAGUCCCCGCGCUCUCCAUUCAGUCUCAUCAUUGGCGCCGCAAGCGCUCUCUGGCCAUGGGGAUUGUCCUCAACGGCGCGUCUUUCGGGGGCAUCAUCUAUCCAAUCAUGCUCAACCAGCUUUUCAGCAACGGCGUUGGCUUUGCAUGGGGCGUGCGCGCGGCGGGGUUCAUGACGCUUGGUCUACUGAUUAUCGCCAAUUGUGUGCUCCGUACGCGUCUGCCGAGCGCGAGGCAGAGGCGGAAGGCUGCCGGCGGGCAGAAAUUGUCAAAAAUCAAGACACGGAAGAUUCUCACCGAUCUACCCUAUAUGUUAAUGAACGUUGGCGGAUUUUUGGGGCUGUGGGGCGUAUUCCUACCUUACUUUUACCUCCAAUUGUGGGUCAAUUUGCACGGACUGUCCGAGACGCUCGCAUUCUACACGAUUGCGAUCCUCAAUGCCGCCUCAGUCAUCGGUCGGACAAUUCCACCCGCCAUCUCCGACCGUGUCGGGACCCUCAACAUGCUCGCGCCGCUCGCGGCAAUAACUGGCGCGCUCGUCUUCGUCAUGUUCGCUGCGACGACGCCCGGGGGUGUCAUCGUGUUCGCCAUUUUCUACGGCGCGUUCUCUGGUGGUUUCAUCGCAAUGCUCCCACCCACGCUGGCCUCGAUGGCUCGGAGCCCAGACGAGGUCGGGUAUGUGUACUGUCUUGGCUACUGCUUCUCUUCCCUGGCCAUGCUCACUGGGUCACCCAUCAGUGGUGCGCUCUUGGGCCCAGAGAACGACUGGGCGAAGCCAAUUAUCUUCAGCGGUGUACGAGUCUUCUUCAGAUGCCCCCGCACUUUCAACUAA